UUAAAAAGUAUCAGCAGAGGAAAUACUACUAUUCUUUUUUUUUUUCUGUAUUUUAACUAUUUACAAAGUUUAAAAUAUAAAACAAAUAAAGAAUACAGAGUUUAUACUGUUUAAAAAUUCAAUAGUCAUCUUGAUACACACAUUCUUAGCGCCAUGCUUGUAGCAAAUAAAUACUCGGUCCACGGCUUCACAUCUAUAUAUAGAACUAAAUCCUUUGUUACUUUAACAAACAAACAAUUUGUGUCUUUCCUAUAUCUUUCGGGCUGAUAUCUUUGUCUCUAAUUGAUCUCUCAAUGACAAUCAAGUUGUAUGGACUUGCAAUGUCCACAUGCACCGCCCGGGUGCUGACCUGUCUCCAUGAGUAUGGUGCAGAAUUUGAGCUCGUCCCUGUCAAUAUGCUCGGUGGUGAACAUAAGCAGCCUGAUUUCCUUGCCAAGAAUCCCUUUGGUCAGAUUCCUGCAUUAGAAGAUGAUGAUCUAACUCUUUUUGAAUCUAGAGCAAUGUCAUCAUAUGUGGCUGAAAAAUUCAAGGGAAGUGGCUGCGAUCUGCUGAGAACCGAAAACCUCAAAGAAGCUGCACUGGUAAAGACAUGGAUGGAGGUAGAAUCCCAGCAAUUAGGCCCUGCAAUCGCUCCAAUCAUCUACCAAUACUUCCUUGUACCAAUGCAAGGCGGGUCAACAAAUCAAGCACUCGUCGAUGAGAGCUCAGAGAAGGUAGGCAAAGUGCUUGAUGUGUACGAGAAGAAGCUGAGUAGCACCAAGUACCUUGCCGGGGAUUUUUAUAGCUUGGCAGAUCUGCACCACCUGUCUUACCUUUACUAUUUGAUGAAGACUCCUUGUGCAAAACUGAUAAAUGAACGUCCCCAUGUUAAAGCAUGGUGGGAAGAUAUUUCUUCAAGGCCCGCUUUCAAGACAGUGGCUUCUGGUAUGACUUUGGGUGAGAAAUGA
This is a messenger RNA of Durio zibethinus, 947 nucleotides long. RefSeq names its product glutathione S-transferase F13-like. Lineage: Eukaryota; Viridiplantae; Streptophyta; Magnoliopsida; Malvales; Malvaceae. Gene Ontology annotation, molecular function: glutathione transferase activity; glutathione binding. The record is from RefSeq and is a predicted model, not a curated record. Gene Ontology annotation, biological process: glutathione metabolic process. Gene Ontology annotation, cellular component: cytoplasm.